GAUCAAUGCAGCAAUGGGUUAGUGGUGUUGAGUUUGUGUCAUCGCAAGUUUUAGGAUAUGAGUCAUCAAAGAUCAUAGGUAACUAUGACGGAGGUGGAUGGCAUCCGCAGUCGCCUCUAAAGAUGCAAUAUGUAGAGGUUAUGUUCGACAAAAAAGUGCAUGUGACAAGAGUUGACAUCUAUGAAACGUCCGGUGCAGGAAGCGAGAAGGCCAUUAAGUGCAACGUUGGCGGACAUUGGACAACUCUUUGGAGCACAACCCCAGUCAGCUCCUCUCCUCAUGGACAAAUAUUUUCUCCAAAUCUGACGGCUUCAUGCUUUUCGAAUCACAUCAUGGUCGAAUUUCACUUAAUUCAACAUGACGUGAAAGUCGACGCUAUUCGAUUGCAUGAAGACAAACCGCCUAUAUCAAUCCAAUUUGGACUCACGCAAGAGCUAUACCAAGCACAGGAAAUUAUGAACAGAUCUAGCCUAGCCACAUUGCGACCCGCUGACAAGGGGCCGUACAGAUAUAUACGGAUUCAGGGAAGCCCACAACAAGAACCCCUGAAACUCUGCAAUCUCCAAAUAAAGGGAUACCUCUCCCCCAGGAAACCACUCUUCAAGCUUGUCAAGUUCAUAACAAUGUCGAUUCCUCGGAUCGGUACAGUCUCUAAUAUCCCAAGUGUCAUGAGAUGCGGAAGCAUCUGUACUCGUCAGACCGCACCGCCAUGCGUGACCGCCCAGUUCGAUCCGGAAAGGCACAGCUGCGCUAUGUUCGGAGGAUUUGAACACCAAAAAGACAACGACGACAGAAACGAGACGAUUGUUUUCCAAUGUGCAGCUCACUUGUUUACAAACUAAAAAAGUAUUGUUAUAUCUCUAUUUACAAAUGUCCUAUGGAGAAUAUACUACUUUCGACCUUAAAUUUUUAAUUUUAAGCAUUAUCAUGAAGAAAGGGGACAUUGUUAUCCGCCCCAUGAGUAGCUGAUUUCAGAGCAAUUAGGUAAUUUCUGGAAAGCAAUACGCUUUUUGACACUGUAUACCUUUUAAAUUGAUACACACACUCAUCGGGAAAUGAAAUUUGUUCUAAAAAAGAGGGUUUAAUGAAUGUGCGUUUUAUAUGGUUCUACGAUACUCUGUGCAGUUCGCACAGACUAAUCAAGGACGAUACGUUCCUCUUCUAUGGAAUUGUUCGAUAAAUAGAAGUCUCUUCUUUCAGAACAUUUUGUCUAGGCGGAAAGUGUCGUCUCUGAUUAACUUGUAUGGAUUCUACAGGCUUAUAUGGAUCGACACUAAACGCACAUGCAUAAGCACGGUUUUCACAAAGACAGACUCAAAUGGUUUUCUUCGAGUAUAUUUUUUAUGGUUGACAGAAUUUGUAUUUUUGUAUACAUAUUAUUCAGCUUUCUCCUUUCGACUAAUCAGAGAAAGGAACAAGUGUCGGAUAUAUCUUACACGCUUUCAGCAAGUCCUUGGUACAUAUAACCCACGAUUUCCUUGUUCGAAAAUAGCGAAGUAUAGACUAAAUAAAUCAGUUUUAUGUUUAUUUAACUAGUUUACUAUUUCAGAUGAAUUCGAUGUUUUUGUAAUAUAUUAUUAAUUCUAUCAUU
This is a messenger RNA of Dreissena polymorpha, 1591 nucleotides long. RefSeq lists its product as uncharacterized. The record is from RefSeq and is a predicted model, not a curated record. Lineage: Eukaryota; Metazoa; Mollusca; Bivalvia; Myida; Dreissenidae. The coding region runs from base 6 to 842 and encodes 278 amino acids. The transcript is spliced from 6 exons.